AUGGAAAAGAAAAGAAGGCCAUCGGACUCCUCUGCGUAUUUAGGUGGCCAAGAACUCCUGCCAUUUGCAAACCGAGAAGAUGCAGGAAUCCACGAGAAAUGGGCACCUGCUGAACUCGCAGCUCAUCCGGACCGUCCAUCAUCUGCCUCAUCAUCGGGUACAUUUGUUGGAGGAAGUCCACAGAUCGGAGAUGACGGACGUGUUAAUAUCGAUCUCAAGUCCAGAUUGGCGCGAUCGCUUUCAGUGGUAUAUGGCCCUCCUCGCGACGACACACCGGAGGCCCCGCCGGAGGAUUCUGAUUUUACGGACAGUCCGGAUCCCUACAAGUCUUGGCCGAUCAAAUUGAACAUCGUUAUCCAGGUUGUUGGUAGUCGAGGAGACGUCCAGCCCUUUAUCGCGCUUGGUCACGAACUUCGCUUGUAUGGCCAUCGCGUGAGGAUAGCAACUCAUAAUAUGUUUGAGGAUUUUGUGCGAAAUUCCGGCUCCGGACUGGAGUUCUACCCAAUUGGCGGCAAUCCAGCAGAGUUGAUGGCGUACAUGGUGAAGAACCCCGGACUUAUCCCUAGCCUCAAGAGCGUGCAGGCCGGUGAGAUCAAGAGAAAGCGUAUGAUGGUUAGAGACAUGUUGGAAGGAUGCUGGAGCUCAUGUAUUGAGCCAGACACUUUGACGCAAGAGCCUUUUGUGGCAGACGCCAUCAUUGCAAACCCGCCAAGUUUUGCACAUGUUCACUGCGCGCAGGCCUUGGGCAUUCCUAUCCAUUUGAUGUUUACUAUGCCAUGGACAAGCACGAAAGCAUUCCCGCACCCACUGGCGAACCUAAAGAAUGCAGAUGGCGAAGAAGGGCUUGCAAAUUACUUAUCGUAUGGAAUUGUUGAUUGGCUGACAUGGCAAGGGCUUGGUGAUGUCAUCAACGAUUGGCGGGAUACACUUGAUUUGGAGCACGUAGCCAUGUUUGAUGGGCCUUGUCUUGCAGACACGCUCAAGAUUUCCUUUACGUACUGUUGGUCGCCAGCCCUCGUACCAAAACCGGCAGACUGGCCGCCAUACGUCGACGUGUGUGGGUUUUUCUUUCGAGAUCCUCCUCACUACGAACCACCACCUGAAAUUCGAUCAUUCAUUGAAAGCGGACCGCCUCCAGUAUACAUUGGAUUCGGCAGCAUCGUACUUGAAGAUCCACAGAGGAUUACUUCCGCAAUUCUGGGCGCUGUACAAGCUAAUAGGUUCCGUGCUAUUGUCUCCAAAGGCUGGUCGAAUUUGGGUGAGCACGGAGAAUCCCACAAAGACGUAAUCUUUAUUGGGGACUGUCCUCACGAAUGGUUGUUCCAGCAUGUGACCGCCGUGGUACAUCAUGGUGGUGCUGGCACUACUGCAUGUGGUUUGAAGAACGGCAGGCCGACUACCAUUGUACCUUUCUUUGGAGAUCAGCCAUUCUGGGGUAGAAUGGUCGCUGCAGCAGGUGCUGGUCCUAUGCCUAUUCCCCAACGGCAAUUGACUACGGAAAGCCUCUCUGAAGCAGUGAAGUUCUGUCUUUCUGACGAGGUGGUGAGAGCGGCUGCGGCCAUCGCCGAGCGAAUGAAAUCUGAGGUGGGUGUCGAAGCUGCAGCAAAGUCCUUCCACCGGAAUCUACCAAUCAAGAAAAUGCUUUGCGAUGUAGUUCCACACCUGCCAGCAGCAUUCUACUAUCACAAGGGGAACAAUAUGAUCAAGCUAUCAUCCUUUGCUGCAGAAAUUGUGUUUCCAAAGGCACGGAAGGAUAUAAAGUACCUGAAGUUAUACGAGAGCAACCCUAUCAACAUCGAAACCCGCCGGUGGGACCCCAUCUCCGGCGGGGCGUCUGCGGUACUUAGUACCGCAGUCGACCUCACGUCAGGCGUAACGGGGUUAUUCACCAAGCCAAUCACCGAGUAUCGGGACGAUCGCGACAGACGUGCUUACGAAGAAUCAAACGCAGAAUCAUCAAAAGCCGCCAACACCAAGAACAAUCCAACAAAGUCCAACUCUGACAGCGCAAGUGUCAUGACGUCCGCAAGUGGCACAAAGAAGCGAGAACCCAUAUCUGCAGGUCGGCUGGCAGGUGCCUCCGGCAUGAGCAUCGCGAUGGCUGCCCCAAAGGCCUUGAAAGGCAUGACUGUUGAUAUCCCGCUCGCUCUAACUGAAGGGCUUAAACACGUGCCCAGUCACUACGGCGACAUCCCUCGUAACCACGGCCCAGUAACCGGUUUCAAGAGCGGCGCAGCUGUGGCCGGCAAAACUUUCGCAUGGGGAUUCAUAGAUGGUAUUAGUGAUGUCGUUGUAAAGCCCUACCAAGGCGCUCAGAAGGAGGGUGCGAAGGGCGCUGCUAAAGGGCUAGGCAAGGGCAUGGUGAACUUAGCUACCAAGAGUGGUGCUGGUAUGUUUGGUCUUUUCGGGUAUACGAGCGCUGGGAUUGCGAAGAGUUUGAGGACAGCUGUGUAUACGAAGAUUCGGAAGAGCAUUACUGAAGCAAGACAUGCAGAGGGGAGGUGGCUGGCUGAGAAGAGCGCACAUGGGGAUGAGACGGAGAAGAUCGUGGCGGCUUUUGAGGCAUUGAGGAAGAAAAAGAAAGGUUAA
This is a messenger RNA of Macroventuria anomochaeta, 2589 nucleotides long. Its product is annotated as glycosyltransferase family 1 protein. The transcript has 5 exons. Gene Ontology annotation, molecular function: UDP-glycosyltransferase activity; hexosyltransferase activity. Gene Ontology annotation, biological process: carbohydrate metabolic process. Bases 1 to 2589 code for a protein of 862 amino acids. The record is from RefSeq and is a predicted model, not a curated record. NCBI's taxonomy places the organism in Eukaryota, Fungi, Ascomycota, Dothideomycetes, Pleosporales, Didymellaceae.